GGUUCACCUUGGACAAUUAAAUUACAUAGAAGGAACUUCAAACUGAUAAUCGUCUCCGUUGGCUCUGCGUUCUUCACUUCUUCGAGCGCGAUAUCCCCAUCUCCCAUUCUCCUGGCUUUUUUGUUGUUCGACGAAGUGAGGGGACUCUAGUUCCACUAACACUGUAACAGCCAUGGAGCUUGCGGAUGAAGGUGUCGAAAUAACGGUUGAUUCAAAGGAUAUGCAGCAACAGAGCAAAGCCCUAGACAAGCUCACCGAUCAUGUCGAAGAUCGUCAACUAGACUCCACCAGGGUCCAAGAGGCUAUGGCAUCAAUUGCUGCAUCUGCUGAAGCUGAUAGGCAUGCGAUGAGAAUGAGGGAGAAGGAAUUGGCUGCUGUUAAAAUCAAUGCUGCAGAUGUAGACAUUAUUGCAAAUGAGCUAGAGUUGGACAAGAAGGUGGCUGAAAGAACACUGCGGGAGCACAAAGGUGAUGCUGUUGCUGCCAUCCGUUACCUUCUUCGCUAAGAAGCUACUAGCCAUAGAUCCCUGUGAAAUUUUUUUUUAUUUUUUUAAAUAGAUAUUUGUUUGACACAAGUUUUGAAAUUUCAGAUUGCAAUCCCAUUCUGAUUUUGGUCAAAACUGAAAUAUUUCGGUGGAAUAUUUUUCUCUUUUGCAAAUUUUGAUCCAUUUCGACACUGCAA
Messenger RNA from Macadamia integrifolia, 681 nucleotides. Its product is annotated as huntingtin-interacting protein K-like. The coding region runs from base 173 to 505 and encodes 110 amino acids. Lineage: Eukaryota; Viridiplantae; Streptophyta; Magnoliopsida; Proteales; Proteaceae. The transcript has 4 exons. Gene Ontology annotation, biological process: protein stabilization; negative regulation of apoptotic process. The record is from RefSeq and is a predicted model, not a curated record.